CGUUGCUGCUGCUGCUGGUGAAGUUUCCUUGUGAAAUUGCCCUCUCAUUCGAUGUUGACGGCAUUAACGAGUAAAUACCUGGAUGUCAGGUUGGACAGUGGUUGUUGAAUUUCGGAUGAACGAGAUCUACUGGUUGAACACCAGACAGCGGAAGAGGAAAGGAGAUAUUCAAAUCCCGACGGACCGAUCGGACUUCGAAGUGCCAGUUGAACGGUGGCAGCCAGUUGAGCAGGAAACACAACACUACCUCACAUCGCUCAGUCACCUGGGAAUUCAAGAUGGAUCGGUGCGCGGAGAACUUCUCGCUGUUAGCACAGCCUGCCUACCACCUCAAUCGGAAAUAACACAUUGCUGCCGUACCAACCAAACUCAACUGAUCUGCUCGUUGUCGAGUACAUUUUCAUCGUUUGGGAGACGCAUUUAGAAAACACUUUCCUUGGCUAUUUAUUGCUGUGGUUGGGUGAUCAUCGCCAGCUGAUGUGGCACCACGUCCUUGCUGUAUCUGCCAAAAAUUAUUCCUUCAGAACAAUGUGGGGCCGUGAGAAGUGAGGGACAGGAUUGUUAUCUAAUAGCUGCCUACAUGCUCGCUGGAGCCGCGCAUCUAGCAGAAUGGCAUCAAACGAGCGGUUGUACGAGGUGUGGAUGCUCUACUGUAACAAGAGGGACCCAGACUACCUGAAGCUGUGGCUGGAGAUCUUCAUCACCUCCUACGAGAGAUGUCUGGACGUGGACUUCGAGAAACCGCCCAGCAGGUUGGAGGAGGUACCCCCGGUCAUGACGCUGCUCCCAGACACCAUCCUGCAGGUGCUACGGCAGCAGCUGGUCCAGUGUGUCCAGAAGGCCUCGGACGGCCUGGAGCAGGAACAGCAGAACCUCGCCCUACUGCUCCUCAAGUUCCUCAUCAUCAUCUGCAGGAAUCUGUCCAACGUUGAGGAAAUCGGCACCUGUUCCUAUAUCAACCAUAUCAUCACCAUGACGACGCUCUAUAUCCAGCAGUUGAAGAGCAAGACGAAAGAGAAGGAGCUAGCUGACCAGACGCAGGCGGAGGAGUUUGUGCGUCACGCUCUGGCCUUCUGUGAGAGCCUGUACGAUCCCUACCACAACUGGAGACACCGCGCUCACGGGCAGCAGCUUGGCACGGUGGAGAGGAGUCGACAGAAGUAUAAAGCCGCCCCCCUCACCGUGGAGUUUGUUCCCUUCUUUUACCAGUGUUUUCAGGAGAGUGAGCACCUGAAGGACAGUCUGAAAUGUUGUUUGCUGCACCUGUUUGGGGCCAUUGUGGCAGGAGACCAGCGUAACGCGGUGUUUGCCAUCUCUCCGGCCACUAUGGAGGUGCUGCUGGCGGUGCUGGGCGGGUGUGAGCGGGUGGGCUCGGCGGGGGGCGACGCAGAGGACUGGGACAGCGAGGCGCCGGACCGUAAGGCUCUGCUGACGCUGGGCUGCCUGCGCGAGGUCGUGCACCGCCUGCUGGUCAGCAGCUCCGACCAGCGGCAGGUGGAGAUCAGCGGCGUGCUGGAGAGCUACUUCAAGCUACUCAACUCUGACCCCGCUGCCCCACUGAGCUGCAGGGCAAGGGUGGAGGAGGAGGAGGAGGAGGAGGAGGUGGGGUGGUGGAGGCGGGGGCAACAAUGCCGUUACCAUGACGAGCCCCACCACACCCGUGCUGCCGCCCGUGCAGAGGUCAGGCACUGGGAGAGCCGCUUUGUGGCUCUGCAGGUGCACAUGCUGGACACUAUCCGGGACAUGUUUGAGUGUUCAGACAGACCUGUGCUCCAAGCCAUCUUCCUCAACAGCAACUGCUUUGAGCACCUCACGCGCCUUCUACAGAACAGCAAGCUGGUUAAUGCUAGGUGUACGGCAGCUGAGAAGGACCAAAAAGACUUAGCCAACAGGUUACUUACAGGAGAGGGUGACCCUCAGGUGUUUCAGGGGAGGAUAGACUCUCUGGCUGUGGCCACUAUUAAAGCAUUGACUACAGUGAUGCACAAAUCUCCUGCUGCUAAGGAGGUGUUUAAGGAGCGGAUUGGCUACACUCACCUCUAUGAGGUGCUCGUCUCGUUGGGUCAGCCUUCGAGACACCUGCUCAAGGAGCUCAUGAACAUGGCGGUGGAGGGGGAGCACUCGUCGGUGUGUUUGUUGGGUCUGAGUAACGUUGACCCCUUGCUGCUCCUGCUGCGCUGGCUUCCGGAGCUCUCCUCGUCCGAGCUGCAGGUGUCCACGACCGAGUGUCUCCGUCGCCUGUGCUGCGCUGACCGCCGCACGCGCUCCACCUGCGUCAACGCCGGCAUGCCCGCCCGCAUCCUGGCCACCCUCGGGCACCACGCCAGGCUGCACCGCUCCGCUGCCCACUCCCUGCUGGCUCUGCUGGGCCUGCUGGGCUCCCAGUCACUAGGGGGCGCCGAGCUCCAGUGCCUGCUGCGGCUCCUGAGGCAGGAGAGGCCGGGCCGACAACACCCGUACGUGGGCGCGGCUCUCCGGGCGAUGCUGGUCAUGGCGCGCCGGACCUCGGGGCUGGAGAGCGCCACGCAGUACUUCGACCUGGCGCCCAGCAUGGCCGGCAUCGCCGUGCCGACGGUGCAGAGGUGGCCAGGCGUGGCCUUCAGCUUCAUGGCGUGGCUCUCGCUCGACCAGGAGACGCUCGGACCGCCAGGGAAGGGGGAGAAGAGGAAACAGCUGUACAGUUUCUUCUCUCCGGGCGGUACGGGUUUCGAGGCCUUCAUCAGUUCUGCGGGGCUGCUGGUGGUUGCCGUGUGCACCAAGAAAGAGUACGUCACCGUCAUGCUCCCAGACUACUGCUUCUGUGACUCGCUCUGGCACAGUAUCGGCGUGGUGCAUGUUCCAGGAAAGAGGCCGUUUGGCCAGAGUCUGGUCUGUAUCUAUGUGGACGGACAACAGAAACUGUCUUCCCCACUCAAGUUCCCCAACAUGACUGAGCCCUUCACCUCCUGCUGCAUCGGCUCGGCGGGCCACCGCACCACCACCCCUCCGCCGUCCCAGAUCCCAGACCCCCCCUUCUCUGGGUCGUCCCCCGCCGGACGCUCCUCGCUGGGGGGCAUCCUGUCUCCGCAGGCCUGGGGGGGUCUGCUGGGGGGGGGGGCCGAGUCGGUCACCAAGCUGAUCUCAGCGGGCACGCAGGACAGCGAGUGGGGCUGCCCCACCUCCCUGCAGGGGCAGCUGGGAAACGUCAUGGUGUUCCACGAGGCCCUCUCGGCCAAUCACGUCAAAGCACUCUUCAGCGCCGGUCCGAACUGCAUUUCUCCGUUCAGAAGUCAGGAAGCAGAUCUGGGGGACCUCUCAACCAAAGUCCUACUUCACUACUCGCCAAAGGCAUGUAGGAACCCUAUCUGCCUGGACCUGUCCCCUAAUUUGCUCCAUGGCAGACUGACUGGGAAUAAGGUGGUCAACUGGGAUAUUAAGGACAUGAUUAACUGUGUCGGCGGGAUGCCCGUGCUGCUGCCCAUCCUGGAGCAGCUGACCCUACUGACCCCAGAUCAGUCCGAGCCCACGGGGUCAGAGGUCAUCUCCCCAGACCUUUCCACACCUGCUGACGGAGACUGGGUCAUCCUGCCCUCCAACAGGGCAUCAGAGGCACGUCUGGAGAAGAACCUGGUGGCCACCUUCCUGUUGGUGUUGAAGCACUUCCUCCAGAGGCACCCCAUCAACCAGGAGAGUCUCCUCCACUCACACGCCGUGGCUACGCUGGGGGGACUACUGCAGAGGGUCCCUGCCUUUCUGGUGGAUGUGAGUGUGUUAGUGGCAGUGCAACUCCUAAUCGAGCAGGUGACGUUUGAGAAGAACACACACCUACUACAGCAGUUACACACACACCUCCUUUUCAACUUCAGCAUCUGGAACCAGGGAGACUUCCCCCUUCGCAUCGGUCAUAUCCAGUACAUGUCCACAGUCAUCAAAGACAGCAGGAAGCAGUUCAGGAAGAAAUAUGGAGUUCAGUUCCUAUUGGACACCAUCCGCCUCUACUAUGGGAGUAACCCUCGGGAGGGGGAGACCCUGAGCGAGGAUGACAUCCGCACCAUCCGUGCCUCCCUCUGCGGCCUCCUCAAAUACUACAUCAGCAAGGGCACCACCCAGGAGGAGCUGCAAAGCAUCCUGGGAUACAUCGCCGCCACCGGGGACGAGGAGCAGCUGUGUGAGAUGCUGGAGCUGCUGUUGACCCUGCUGCAGACGAGUGCAGCGCGGGACCAGCUCUUCCUGCUGCUGUUUGAGCCCGGCGCCGCCGACUCCUGCUACGCCCUGUUGCUUAGCAACAAACACUCUGACCGCCUCCGCCAGCUCGUCUUCAAGCUGUUUGAGCGCAUGUUGAAGUGUGAUCGUGUGUAUGAGCGCAGUAAGCAGCGUCUGAAGCUGAAGGAGGUGGGCUACUCAGGCCUCACUCUCCUCUUCUCCGACUCACACAUCACCCCAACCCUCGUCAACAGCCUCCUCAACCAGGUGCUCAGCACAGACGCUGUUAUUAGCUAUAAGGACCUGAUGGCUCUGGUCCAGCUUUCCCACCGCACUGGACCCAAGGUCCGGCUGAUCGUCUGCAAGAGGAUCUACUCUCUGCUCCAGACCAAUGCUGAUGCAGCGCAGCAGAUGGCCAAGCAGCUGUGUUGGCAGGAGACCCUGACGCGUCUGUUCCUGCGUCUGCCUGGAGGGGGCGCCAGUGGCAGCAGCGGUGGUGGGGACGGGGGCUCGGGCCGGGGGGACGCGGCCAGCCUGGGCAGCCUGGACCUGGGCAGGAACCACCUGGAACCGCCCUCGGACAUCAUGAUGGCGUCCGGCCGCAGGACCCCCUCGGACGCUGGCGACCGCCGCUCCGUGGACAGCUUGGACGUUGCGGACGCGGGGGGGUCUCUUUGCGAGACGCCCGUCCGACCCUGGCCCCCAACGCCGGUCAAAGCUGGGGGCUUGACCCUUGACCUGUCCCUAGUGCACCUGUACGAGCAGGCGGACAGCGGCAGCCAGACGCCGGGGAGCAUGACCAGUACCCCGUCGCCCCUGGAGACCGCCAAGACCUUCCCAGGAGCCCCAGCGGCCGACAGGGAGAACAGCUCGUCACUGACCGAUGACAGCUUCCUGUUCAGCGACAACAUCUCGCUGGGAGAGUCCUUCAACAGCGCAGAGCGUGCGGAGGAGGAGCUGUGUCGGUUGCUGCUGGAGGUGGUGUUGUGUGUGAUGUGGCGUGGGGUGGAGGGCUCAGACGACGCUGCGUGGCAGGAGAGGGGUCAGGUGUUCUCUGCCCUCACCAAGCUGGGCACCUCCAACGAGAUGCUCAUGACUGUCGACCAGAUCAAACUCAGCCUCCUGGAGCGCAUGCUGGAGCAGGCGGUGACGGACAACCGUGAGUCGCCCGCGGCGACGCUUCCCCAGCACACGGAGAGCGCGGUGCGUCUGCUGCACGUGGUGCAGGACUUCCUGCAGGCCGAGGGGCUGGUCAGCCCGGCGCUGUGGAGCGAGGCGCUGCUCGAGCACACGGUGGCGCUCAUGGACGGACUCAUGGUCUGGUACUCCGCCGGCGCACAGUGGCAUCAGCUGGCACAGCUCGGACUCCGGCUGCUGCUGGGGUUCAUGGCACAGGAGGACCCACAGGUGUGUGCCAUGGCCACUGCCAAGCUGAACGGUAUCCUGCAGACCAAGACGAUCGAGUCGCAGGACGAAGCGUGCUACCUGCUGGGCCGAGUGGAAGGGAUCCUGCGGCGCGCCACCGAUAGCCCAGCGGCGACCGAGGCCAAGGGGACGGAGCCGGACAGCCAGACGCAGGCGGAGGCGGUGACGGAGACCUACUCCUUCCUGGUGCCUCUCUUGCGCACCCUGCUGGCCAAGGUGUACCGCCUGCUCUACAUGGAGCUCCACCUGCCGGGGCUCCCCGACACCAACGGCAGCCCGUCCUUCUUCGAGGACUUCCAGCAGUACUGCAGGGGGCCCGAGUGGAGGGUCUACCUGGACAAAUAUAUCAUCCCGUAUAUGAAGCAGUAUGAGAUCGAGACGUUUAGUCUGGGUCAUGAGAACAUGGCUCUGUUCUGGAAGGAGUGCCACGAGGCCUUCAUGGUCAACCUGCACCAACGGGAGCGCCAGAGGGGCGAGAGCAAGAUCCGCUUCCAGGAGCAGUUUGUGGAGCCGUUCAGCCGUCGCGGUCGCCAGGAGAACCUGCGCUACAACAGCAUGCUGAAGCAGCUGCACACACACAACAGCACCCUCCUCAGGCAGUGGAAGGCAGCGCGCCGCGGACUCUUCUCCGAGAGGGGUCCCUGGGCCGACAGUCAGCAGUGUGAGCUCCAGUGGCGUCUGUCCAGUGCAGAAAACUUCUCGCGUAUGCGUCUCAAACUGGUGCGCAACUACAACUUCGACCCUCACCGGGAAGCCAGCGCCCUCCGAGACAACCUGGGUGUGCAGCACCAGAAGGUGAGUGCGGAGUCGCUGCUGCUGGAGGCGGCCAAGCAGGUGAAGGUCAGCGACCUGGAGGACGACAUCCUGGAGCUGCCCGAGGAGGACCCCACCACAGCCAAUCAGGCGGAGGAGGCGGAGGAGGCGAGCCAGAAGGAGAAGUUGGUGCUGUGGGAGGACUGCGAGCUGGUGACUGUAGUUGACGUGUUCCCUGGACGCCUGGAACUGACCACACAACACAUCUAUUUCUACGACAGCAGCACAGAGAAGGAGGAGGGUGUGGGUCAGGACUUCAAGUGGCCGCUGUCUCAGAUCCGAGAGGUGCACCUGCGUCGCUACAACCUGCGUCGCUCCGCUCUGGAGAUCUUCCUCAUCGACCAGACCAACUACUUCCUCAACUUCAAGAAGGAGGCCCGUAAUAAGGUGUAUAACAGGCUGCUGCUGCUGCGAUCCCCCUCUCUGUAUGGAACUCGCUCUCCUCAGGAGCUUCUCAAGACAUCAGGCCUCACGCAGAAAUGGGUGAACCGGGAGAUCUCCAACUUUGAUUACUUGAUGCAGCUCAACACCAUUGCCGGCCGCACCUAUAACAACCUGGCCCAGUACCCUGUGUUCCCAUGGAUCCUGUCUGACUACACAUCAGAAGAGUUGGAUCUUUCGGACCCACGCGUGUUCCGAGAUUUGUCCAAGCCCAUCGCCGUGCUCAACGAGCGGAAUGCCAAAGCCGUCAGAGAGAAGUACGAGAGUUUCGAGGACCCCACGGGUACCAUCGACCGCUUCCACUACGGGACACACUAUUCCAACGCGGCGGGGGUGAUGCACUACCUCAUCCGGGUCGAACCAUUCACCUCCCUGCACAUCCAGCUGCAGAGUGGGCGCUUUGACUGUGCGGAUCGGCAGUUCCACUCCAUCCCGGCCACAUGGCAGACUCUGAUUGACAAUCCCAACGACGUCAAAGAGCUCAUCCCAGAAUUCUUCUACUUCCCGGAGUUCCUGGAGAACCAGAAUGGUUUUGACCUGGGCCGGCUGCAGAUCUCAAAGGAGCGGGUUAAUGACGUCAUCCUGCCUAAAUGGGCCAAAUCCCCGGAGGACUUCAUCUACAAACACCGGAAAGCUCUGGAGUCUGAGUAUGUCUCUGCCCAUCUCCAUGAAUGGAUCGAUCUGAUUUUUGGGUACAAGCAAAGAGGCCCGGCUGCAGUGGAGGCCCUCAACGUCUUUUACUACUGCACUUAUGAAGGGGCGGUGGAUCUGGACGCCAUUACUGAUGAGAAAGAACGUAAGGCUCUGGAGGGGAUGAUCAGUAACUUCGGCCAGACUCCGUGCCAGCUGAUCAAGGAGCCCCAUCCUGUGCGUCUGUCACUGGAGGAGCUGGAGAGGAGGAAGGCCCGGCUGGAUGGCUGCCCCCUCAGCAUCUUCGAGCAUGUCACCGAACUCAAGUCCUUCUUUGUGGAGGGCAUCAGUGACGGUGUUGCUCUGGUGAAGGCCGUGGUCCCUAAGAACCAGUCCCACUCCUUCAUCUCCCAGGGCAGCCCUGACACGCUGGUGACGGUGAGCCAGAACUGCCUGAUGGGAACUCACGGUUGGCUGCCGUACGAUAAGAACAUCUCCAACUACUUUACCUUCAUCAAAGACCCCACCGUGUCCAACCCAAAGACACAGCGUUUCCUGUCUGGUCCGUUCUGCCCGAGUAUCGAGGUGACAACUCGUCUGUUUGUGGUGUCGCACGACGGCAAGCUGCUCUUCAGCGGCGGUCACUGGGACAACAGCCUGCGGGUCACCUCACUGGUCAAGGGCAAGACCACCAGCCAGCACAUCAGACACAUGGACAUUGUGACAUGCCUGGCGACGGACCAUUGUGGGAUCCACCUGAUCUCUGGUUCCAGGGACACAACCUGCAUGGUCUGGCAGGUACAGCAACAGGGUGGAGCUCCAGUGGGUCUGUACCCUAAGCCAGUUCAGGUGCUCUAUGGACACACAGAUGAGGUGGUCAGUGUCAGCAUCAGUACUGAACUUGACAUGGCAGUCUCAGGAUCACGGGACGGAACGGUCAUUAUCCACACGGUGCGGCGGGGUCAGUACAUGCGCUCGCUGCGUCCACCCUGUGAGAGUUCACUUCCUGUGUCCAUCCUGCACCUGGCCAUCUCCUGGGAGGGGCACCUGGUCGUACACACCUGUGUAGAGGGCAAAGCCACGCUCAAGGAUAAGAACGCACUGCACCUGUACUCGGUGAAUGGGAAGCACCUGUGCACGGAGCCUCUGAAGGAGCAGGUGACGGACAUGUGUGUGUCGGGGGAGUAUGUGGUCAUGGGCAGUGAACAGGGCUACCUCUCAAUCCGAGACCUCUACAGCCUGGCGCUGUGUGUGCCUCCGCUGGCGAUGCGCGUGGCGGUGCGGAGUGUGUCGGUCACUAAGGAGCAGUCUCACGCGCUGGUCGGUCUGCAGGACGGCAAGCUGAUCGUGGUGGGCGUGGGCAAGCCGGCCGAGAUGCGUUCUGGCCAGAUCACGAGGAAGCUGUGGGGCUCCAGCAAGCGGCUGACCCAGAUAUCCUCAGGAGAGACGGAGUACCACUGAUCCCGCCCCACACCCUCUCUCCACCCUCCACUGCCCUGUCAAUCAUGACAAUCAUCCAACCAGAGCAGCACAGAACACGAGUGAUUGGGGAAUGACUGACUGAGUUUGGUUGACCCUUCCUUUCUUCCUGCAUGCAGUUAAAAUUGAGGACACUGGGGACUUGACCCCACCCUAAAGAUAGAGGUUGAUGUACUUCCUUAUGUGUUGGUGAGAGUGUGUGUGUGUGUGUGUGUGUGUGUGUGUGUGUGUACUGUAUGUGUGUGUGUCCUGACAGCGGGACAGGCGCAGGCGCUGUGACCCGGCUUGUCGUGAGUGUGUGUGUGUGUGUGUGUGUGUGUGUGUGUGUCUCACUGCAGCCCCAUACAUUAGCCCAAAUGCCACCCUGCCACACGGAUUCCAGUUCCUCACUUCACUCUUAAGAUCAUUAUCAUCAUCAUCAGUUGCCAUCUCUCACACUGCACCAAAGGAAAAGUCUACUUUCGUGUUGGUCAGGGGGACAUUGUUUAGUGUGUGUGUGUGUGUGUGUGUAUGUGUGUGUGUGUGUAUUCCAUAGUGGCCUUCUGUUUUCUGUUGCCUUUUUGGUGCAAGGCGUAAAAUGGCCAUUUGUGAUUCAGUAGAAGUCCAGAGAUUGUGUGUGUGUGCGUGUGUGUGUGUGUGCAUGUUGUUUCUGUGUGUGAGUGAGAGAUGGAGAAAUCAAAUUACAUCAAACACAUUGUACAAACACACAUACACAGUCAGUUCCACUCAUGUUUAGUAAUGUAAAUAAUUGUUUGUUUGUUGUUGUUUUGGUGCUAAGGAGGACCCAGUGUGGAGUUCUGUAGCACACCACUGACCAGUAUAGACACACUCACAUAUUUUAAUGACGUUUUAAUGACAUCUGGUUGAUUUUGCAUCAGCAAAUUGUGUCAGUGAAGCAAUAUUUCGUAACAAACUCACACACAGACACACACCUGCUAACGACGACGGGGUUAUCGUUCUGUGUGUCCUGUGGUCACUUUUCUGCUCGACUUUUUAGCCAUCGAAUGUUUUCUUUGCUCAUUACUUGAAAUGAUCAUUUAUGUUUGUUUGUUUGUGUGUGUGUUUGUUUUGUUUGUGUUUUUAUUUAUGUAAGGAAGUCUGAGAGGUUGCCUGGACUAGUCUAUAGAGCGGGUGAGGAUGUUGGUGGGCAAUGCCCAUAUCACAUAUGCAGUUCCUCACGUGCCCAGGUCUCACACACCCGCUUCCAACACGGGGGGGGGAUUGGGGGGGGCAGCAAAGGGCUUCAGCCAUGUUAUUGUAUGCUAGUCCCCCACCCCACCCCACCCCUCUACGUGGUACAUUCCAGCCUCGACCAUAGUGGCUGACCAAUACAAUGUUUUCCUAGUCUUCCUGGUUGAGUCCAUGUGUCUUAAGAAGGGGGGUCCCCCCUCUCCUCUGCUUCCAAUCCUCUGCCCCAGUUAGCCAUGCUGUGUUCACAUCACAGCUGCUUUGCCCAGUAGGGGGAGCUGUUCUGCUGGGCAGUACUGAAGGGCAUUUGGGGUGUGUGCUUGAGCGCACACGUCUGUCUCUGUAUUUGAUCACAAACGGUUAGUCCCCUCACCAACUUUCUCCCUCUGUCUCUCUCUCUCUCUCUCUCUCUCUCUCUCUCCCUCCCUCCCUCCCUCUCUCUCUCUCUCUCUCUCUCUCUCUCUCUCUCUCUCUCUCUCUCCUCUUCUCUGUGUAUUUGGCCGACUCUCUAACGGUUCUCUGUAUAAAGGCCAAACCUUGCGAGAUCUGUGGACUGACUGAAGGCUGUGACAUAGUGGCCUGGCCAGUAGGUGGCACUAUAACAGAGGAGCUCAGUGAUCUGAGAUUGGUCAGCUAAGGGCAAGUUCUCUGUUUGUCCGCUGUCAGUCAUAUGCUCCCAUGGCAAAACACCUGUGAUAGCAGUAAGACAAAGAUGCACCAACAAAGUGUGAUGGUAAACUUCUGUGUAUGUGUGUGUUUGUGUAUGUGUGUGUUUGUAUGCCUGUUUGUGAACCGUUGUGUCUUUUGAUUUUUGUUUUGUUUUUAUUCUGUGCUAAGACCUAGAGAGAUAUUGCUAUCAGCAAUAUAUCCCACCACUGAGACGAAAACAGAGUGCCUUUAUCCAAUCAUGCAUCAACGCUUCCUGAUGCAGAAACCCUUCCCUGUCCGUGACCUUUGCCCUCCAUAAACUACAGCAUUCCACUAAAAAUAAACAAAUGAAAUUAAAUGAAAUGCUUAUUUUGGAAAUCAAAGAUCAUCAAAGCUUUUGUCAGAGGCUGAAUCUAACCAGAAUCUAUGUGACUCUGAAACUAGCUGCUUUAGAUUUGACUUGUCACCAAUGGAUGUGAGUUUAUGUGUGUGUGUGUGUGCGUGUAAGUGUGCAUAUUUAUAUGGUAUGAAAUGUACAGCAUGAUUUUAUUUCUGUGUAUUUGAAUUGUAUUUUUUUUGCACUUUCCAGGUACUACCAAUUGUUGAGAUUGAUUGAUUGUUUUAAAUGGCUUCUUGAUCUGUACAGACAAGCUGCUUUGUAUACACAAGUGGAAAAUGAGAAUUAAAGCCCUAAUGAAGAUCA
Molecule: messenger RNA, 11509 nt
Organism: Alosa alosa (allis shad)
Lineage: Eukaryota; Metazoa; Chordata; Actinopteri; Clupeiformes; Clupeidae
Gene: nbeal1
Product: neurobeachin-like 1
Biological process (GO): intracellular protein localization
Cellular component (GO): cytosol; membrane
Molecular function (GO): protein kinase binding
Source: RefSeq, a predicted model, not a curated record